GGAAGACUCUGCGUGGGUUUCCCGGAUGGAGUCCCGGCGCCAUCUUUACUCCAGUGCUACCGGUGGCUCGUCGGUUACGGCGGAGGGGACGCUGCUGCUGUUGCUGCUCCACCACUAGGACUCGCCGUCUGGGACUGAUUAGCCCACGCUGAAUCCUCUCUUUCCGCCUGGCACCACCAACAGCCUCGAUCACCGAGCACCAUGGCAGAAAGAGAGAACUAUGUCUACCAAUCCAAACUCGCCGAGCAAGCGGAGAGAUAUGACGAAAUGGUGGAGUCCAUGAAGCUAGUGGCCGGCAUGGACGAGGAGCUGUCUGUGGAGGAGAGGAAUCUGCUGUCAGUAGCAUAUAAGAAUGUGAUCGGAGCCAGAAGAGCCUCUUGGAGGAUAAUCAGCAGCCUCGAACAGAAGGAGGAGAGCAAGGGUGGAGAGGACAAACUAAAGAUGAUCCGGGAAUACAGGCUAACGGUGGAGACGGAGCUGAAAUCAAUCUGCAACGACAUUCUGGAUGUACUGGACAAGCACCUCAUUGCAUCUGCCAACACGGGAGAGUCAAAGGUUUUCUACUACAAAAUGAAGGGGGAUUACCACAGGUAUCUGGCAGAGUUUGCCACGGGCAAUGACAGGAAGGAGGCAGCGGAGAACAGUUUGGUAGCCUAUAAAGCCGCCAGCGACAUCGCCAUGAUCGAACUCCCUCCAACACACCCCAUCCGCCUGGGACUGGCCCUCAAUUUUUCUGUUUUUUAUUAUGAAAUUCUCAACUCGCCAGACCGUGCAUGCAGGUUGGCGAAGGCGGCGUUUGAUGAUGCCAUUGCAGAACUGGACACGCUGAGCGAGGAAAGCUACAAGGACUCAACACUUAUAAUGCAGUUGCUACGCGACAACUUGACACUAUGGACCUCAGACAUGCAGGGAGACGAUUCUUAAGGACAGCCCCCCUCCUCCACCCCUCCUCCAUUGUAGAACUGUAUUUUGUGAAGAACAGAACAAAGAAACAGUGCAAGAUGUCGAGGACACCACCAAGUGAGACUUAUCGGCCAACACGAGACAAACCCUCCCGUUCCUCUCGUCCUCCCGCAUCUCUCUCUCUCUCUCUCUCUCUCUCUCUCUCUCCUCAAUCGCUAGCUCCAUGUGCCCAGUGAGAGUUUUCAAUGGGGUUUAUACUGCAGCCCAUUCUCUCUGUCCCGCCCCCCUGCUCUUUCCUUCCUCCUCCUCCUCGUCUAGCUCCAAGCCCCUCGCGGCUCCCCAGGGUUAUCGUUUGUUUCUACUGUUUGUUUUUGCUCCCCCUUUUAAACCACCCUCGUAAAUAAAAGUGACAGAUGGGGUUUUUUUUUUACUCGUGUUGUGGUAUGAACUGCACCACGUGAGCGCCUCGACCCAACCCUUCACCGGGACUGUUACCCUCCAGACAACACCAUUUUGAGCUGAAAAAAAAAAAAAAAAAAAUCUUAAGAAUCGCCCUCUUUCCUCGCUAACUAGUGGAACUACUUUGUGUCGGUAUCACUACGCCACGGCUUCACGGGGAGCUGUGGAAAACAGCGACACCGAGACAAAGUAGUUCCACCAGCUGGCAAGCAAGAGGGCUGGAGAACGACUGUGUGUUGUUGUAUUUGUUGUUGUUGUUGUUUACUCAGAGUGGUGUUGUGUGCUGGUGCAGAUCCACGUGACUGCGUUGGGAAAAGAGCGGUCGUGGCGAGGCGCGAGGAGCAAACGCCACCGCACGGGCGAGAACCACAACCGUCACUUGAAGAGAAAAAAAAAAAAAAGUUUGGAGCUGUCCCAGAGGUUUUAUUGUUGUUGUUGUUUUUUUUUUUUGUUUUUUGUUUGUUUUUUUUUUUUUAACUCCUGUUGCAAGCCUAUAGCCACAAGGUUCGUGUCAUCAUUUUUUGUAUCUUUUUUUUUUUUUUUUUUUUGCUUUACUGUGCUGUAUCAUCUGUUGCCAAGUAUGCUUGCCUGUAUUUGUACCACAUGUAUGGAAGGCUUUACUGUAAAAUGUGUGUGUGUGUGUGUGUGUGUGCGUGCGCGUGGUCGAAGGAACCACGCGGUCCAUCCUCCAUGCUUUUGUCAGUCUCUGAGAAUUUCUGGUUUGCAAAAAUGAGGGAACGGCGGUGAUGCGUGGUUUAAAAGGGACACGACACGCUUUUUUAGAAAGAACUAAGUGCCCUGUUUACUUUGUGGUUACCCAACCGACUCUUUCAUCACAUCAAUGGGUUUGUGUUUUAUAAAAAAAUGACAAAUAACAGAAUGUCCCCCUUCCCCGAGCAUCACUCUCUGACCUCCAUUCACGUCCACUCUCGGACCAAGUAUUGUGCUGCGAGGCUGUUGCGCUUUUGCUCAAGGCAGAUAGUUAGGUAAUGGCUUUUCAGCGGAUGAAAGCAGGGGGGUGGCAAGAAACGCUCAACACUCUGAUUGUAAUGUAAUGCAGUUUUGCAUCGGCACUAUAUAAAACGUUUGGGAAAUAGAGGCCUGCUGUAUCUUAUCCCCCCCUCCUCCCCCGACUCUGUUCCAUGUUUUCCCCUCUGUAUCUCAACUCUCUCUCUCUUUCUCUUCUCCUGGUCACCUUGUUCUCUCUCUCUCUCUCUUCUGUUCAGUAUGUGUAACGUGAAUCUGAUUUGUACUACUGGAUAUUAUGACCGGAGCCACAACUACCAUCUGUAUUCUUACUGAAACACAGCAUGGACUUAACAUUAAACUUCAAAUACAAAAAAAAAAAAUAAAAAUAAAACAAGUUAAAUUAA
Molecule: messenger RNA, 2735 nt
Organism: Myripristis murdjan (pinecone soldierfish)
Lineage: Eukaryota; Metazoa; Chordata; Actinopteri; Holocentriformes; Holocentridae
Product: 14-3-3 protein epsilon-like
Exons: 7
Coding region: 202-924 (240 amino acids)
Source: RefSeq, a predicted model, not a curated record